Messenger RNA from Chenopodium quinoa (quinoa), 1548 nucleotides. Its product is annotated as cytosolic sulfotransferase 5-like. Bases 209 to 1264 code for a protein of 351 amino acids. The transcript has a single exon. Gene Ontology annotation, cellular component: cytoplasm. The record is from RefSeq and is a predicted model, not a curated record. NCBI's taxonomy places the organism in Eukaryota, Viridiplantae, Streptophyta, Magnoliopsida, Caryophyllales, Amaranthaceae. Gene Ontology annotation, biological process: sulfation. Gene Ontology annotation, molecular function: sulfotransferase activity.
UAAUUUAUUUACUUUUUUUUUAAGGAACCAACAAUCAAGUUGUGUUUACUGUUUAGUAGACACAAUAUAUAUGGUACAAUUCUUCUAAAAAAAAUAAAUAAAUAAAAAAAAUAGAAUAGUUAUUAAAGAUUUAAAGUAGCACCCAACCUCUAUAUAUAUAGUAACAAUAUAGCAAGUGUUCAAUCAUCCAAGGCCAACAUAAUUUCAGAUGGCAACCACUCUAAUAUCAACCCUUACUCAUAAUUCUCAUGAUCUAAAAAAGCCAAUAAUAACUCCAUCUCCUCCAAAAUUAGCCAAAUACUUACAAGAAGAUGACAUAACAGAAGAAUGUCAAGCCUUAAUCUCCACAUUACCAAAAGAUCAAGGAUGGGUUCUAUCCUAUCUUUACCAAUACCAAGGGUUUUGGCACCCUAUUAGGCAACUUCAAGGUGUGCUUUCAUGCCAACGCCACUUCCAAGCUCGCGACACCGAUAUCAUCUUCAUCACUAGCCCUAAAUGUGGCACUACAUGGCUCAAAGCCUUAGCAUAUGCUGUCGUAAACCGAAAAACCAAUCUCCCUAGAGGUGAUAACCAUCCACUUCUCUCAAUCAACCCUCAUGAAUUAGUACCUUUCUUAGAGCUUAAGCUUUAUGUUGAUCACCAAGUCCCUGACCUCACAGAAUUGCCCUCUCCUAGGCUGUUUUCUACACACUUACCGGUCGAAUCGCUACCGUUAUCCAUCAAGGAGACGGGAUGCAAAGUUGUGUACCUAGCAAGGGACCCAAAGGAUGCCUUUAUAUCAUUGUGGCAUUUUGCUAACAAGUUGAGACCUCAAAAUAGUUGUAAGCUACAACUAGAAGAGGCAUUUGACAAGUAUUGCAAAGGUGUUAGCCUUUAUGGACCCUUUUGGGACCAUGUUUUGAGCUAUUGGAAAUGUAGCUUAGAUAAAUCUAACAAUAAUAAUGUGUUUUUCUUGAAAUAUGAAGAGUUAAAAGAACAACCUAAGUUGUAUUUGAAAAAAUUGGCUGAAUUUUGGGAGUGUCCUUUUUCUUUAGAGGAGGAAAAUAAUGGGGUUGUUGAUGACAUACUUGGUUUAUGUAGCUUUGAUAAUUUGAGCAAUUUAGAGGUUAAUAAGGUUGGGAAAUUGUCUUCAGGAGAACAAAAUAAGGCCUUUUUUCGAAAGGGUGAGGUUGGUGAUUGGGCUAAUUAUUUCACUCAAGAGAUGACUGAGAAAUUUGAAGAAAUUUGUUUGGACAAAUUUCAAGAUUGUGGUUUGAAGCUAUAAAUUAAUUUGAAUUUGCAUCUAGUGCAAUUUAUAUGUACGUCUUUUAUUAAGUUUGUAAUUCUAUAUUAUUAGAUUAUUAUGUGAUUCAUAAUCGUGUAUGUUGUUAGUAGUAGCUCUAAUAAGUGUCAAUGAAAUGUAACACAUAUAUUAUUAUAUAUAUUGUGUGUAAUAUCUAGAGAAUAAGGCUUUUUUUUUUUAUAACUCCAAUGAGGCUGGUAAUUGGGGUAACUUGAUGAGUUGCAUUAAAAUUAAGUUUUAGUUUGUGGCUUGUGCCAACGGUAUAA